AUGGACAUUGUUCGCCGGACAUCACUCAUAACACAGGUCUUCAAAACCAAUCCUGGAUCAUCCUCAAAAGCAGAUUGGCUCAUCAGGAGAAGCAAUCUUCCCAAUGUUAUGUAUGUUGACUGCAAACCACUCAACAGUCUCAUCCAUGCACUCACUGAGUUCUUCUCACAUUGGUACAUGUGGAUCACUGAGCAUCAGCAGACAGUAUAUAAUAAAUUCUGGCUCACACACAAGAAAGCAACGCAAGAAGUCCCUGUCAUACAAGACCUGUUGACAGCUUCAUAUGCACUCAUGAUGGACUCCUCUGUUUACCAGAAGGAGAUAGGUAUGAAGGUCCUGGGCUCGCAUGACACCAUGAUAGGCAUUUUCAACAAUCAUCUUGAUUUAUCCAGUUGGCCUGUCACAGACUCUGCUGUUCUACAAAAACUCAAGUCAGAAGAGAAGUACAAGCCAGUCUUGGUCACAAAGUCCCAGUCAUUAUUUGCCUCAGGGGUAGAAAUCACAGUGUCUGGCAAGCAGCAUAGGCUAGAUAAUGCUGAUGAUGAUAGUGAUGACCUCAGCUUGAUAGCUGACCUGGAUGCACUUACAUCCCUUACUUAA
Molecule: messenger RNA, 600 nt
Organism: Suillus subaureus
Lineage: Eukaryota; Fungi; Basidiomycota; Agaricomycetes; Boletales; Suillaceae
Exons: 1
Coding region: 1-600 (199 amino acids)
Source: RefSeq, a predicted model, not a curated record